UGGACCCAAUAUGGGAUCGAUACACCCACUUUCAAGUCACCAUGUGCAUACUCAUUCAUAGUUUUUGACGUCUAGCUUCCUCGGAAUUCCUAUAAAUAGCAUUUCAAGAUCUUUGUAGUUACUCAAACUUUCCUAAAAUGGCUUCUCAGAAAGUUGUUCUUAAUGUUUUCUUUGUCUUCUUUUGCAUUGGCAUUUGCUCAGCCACCAGAUCACUUUUCAGUUAUGAGAGUAUCGGUGGUGGUGGAGGAGGAGGUAGUGGUAGUGGUGGUGGUGGAGGUGGACAUGUAGGGCCAGGAUAUGGCUCGUAUGGAGGUGGUGGUCAGGGUUCCGGGAGUGGUAGUGGUAGUGGGUAUGGAGGAGGAGGUGAACAUGGUGGAGGAUAUGGUGGCGGUGGCGGUGGGGGCCAAGGUGGUGGAGGUGGAUAUGCUGGUGGUGGUGGGUAUGAUCAUGUUCCUAGUUAUGGAGGUGGUGGUGGUACGGGAAGUGGUUCAGGGUAUGGUGGGUAUGGAGAACAUGGUAGCGGGUAUGGAGGUGGAGGUGGUGGAGGGAGUGGCGGUGGUAGUGGUGGGUACUAUGGGGCUGGUGGGGAGCAUGCAGGAGGUUACGGUGGAGGUGCGGGGAGUGGUAGCGGUGGUGGGUAUGGAGCCGGUGGGGAGAAUGGUCAUGGGUACGGUGGUGGAGGUGGACAGGGAGGUGGUGGUGGUGGAGGAUCAGGAGGUGGUGGAGGACCAGGAGGUGGUGGCGCAGGUGGAUAUGGAAGUGGCGGUGGAGAAGGUGGCGGUGCAGGAGGAGCAUACGGUGGUGCAUAUGGUAGUGGUGGAGGUGGUGGGGGAGGAGGUGGUGGAGGAGGAGGAGGAGGUGGUGGUGAACAUGGAGGUGGAUACGGUGGUGGUGGUGGAAAUGGGGCUGGUGGUGGUCAUGGUGGCUAUCUUCCAUGAAAGCCCAGUUCUGUCAUAUUUACAUGGUUUCUAAUUAUCCUAAAAGAUUAUUGAUAUAAUUCAAUGUUGGGUUGUAUUAUGCUCAUUUCUCAAAUUAAUUCAAAUUAAUAUUCAGAUUAA
Messenger RNA from Lactuca sativa (garden lettuce), 1058 nucleotides. RefSeq lists its product as uncharacterized. NCBI's taxonomy places the organism in Eukaryota, Viridiplantae, Streptophyta, Magnoliopsida, Asterales, Asteraceae. The record is from RefSeq and is a predicted model, not a curated record.